UUAAAACAGAGUAUAUAAAAUCGUUUUAAUAAUAAUUCCGUAAUUCAAGCCAACAAAAUCAAAGCACUCUCUCAAAAAAAAAAAAAAAAAAAAUGCGUGUUUUCUCGCUUUCUACUUCCAUACAACUCGGCUGCACAUCUCCAUCUUCCUUCUUCUCGCUUCCACCAUUGCCCCACAUCAUCAAUUCCAACAAUCACACCACAUUACCUUUCAUCUUCAAGUCCAAGAAGAAGAAGAAGAACAGGACAAAGCCCAUCCUCGUAUUGGCCUAUUCAAAGUCCAAAGAUGUCUGGAGAAGAACAUCAUCAUCACCAUCACCCCACGAAACGACGCCGUCCGGCCAACUUCUCCACCGUCGUCACCCACGAGAACCGGCCUACUUGGAUCACAGCGUGGACAUGGACGAGCUUCUGAGGUCGAUAUGGCAGACCCAGAACGAGCAAGAGCUCUUUUCCGUACUCUCGCCGUACAAAGGCCGACAGCUCUCUAUAAAGUUCAUGGUUUUGGUGCUAUCUCGCGAGACCGACUGGCAACGCUCGCUCGCCAUUCUCGACUGGAUUAAUGAACAGGCUCUCUACACUCCCUCGGUCUUCGCUUACAACGUCGCUUUGCGAAACGUGCUUCGCGCGAAGCAGUGGCAAGUUGCGCACGGCCUGUUUGAUGAAAUGCGCCAGAGAGCUUUGGCUCCUGAUAGGUAUACUUAUUCCACGCUCAUCACUUAUUUUGGGAAAGAGGGCAUGUUCGAUGCCGCGCUUUCUUGGUUACAGAAAAUGGAGCAGGACCGGGUGUCCGGUGAUCUUGUUUUGUAUAGUAAUUUGAUUGAGCUUUCUCGAAAGUUGUGUGAUUACUCCAAGGCAAUCUCCAUCUUUUCGAGAUUGAAGUGGUCGGGUAUUACACCGGACCUUGUCGCUUACAAUUCGAUGAUUAAUGUGUUUGGGAAAGCUAAGCUUUUUCGAGAGGCUCGUCUUCUGAUAACGGAGAUGAGGGCUGCAGGCGUCUUGCCGGAUACGGUUAGCUAUUCGACUCUAUUGACUAUGUAUGUUGAGAAUCAAAAGUUUAUCGAGGCGUUAUCCGUGUUUUCCGAGAUGAAUGAGGUCAGAUGCCGUCUUGAUCUCACGACUUGCAACAUUAUGAUUGAUGUUUAUGGGCAGCUUGAUAUGGCUAAGGAAGCUGAUCGGUUGUUUUGGAGCAUGAGGAAGAUGGGAAUUGAACCUAAUGUUGUGAGUUAUAAUACCCUUUUAAGGGUGUAUGGUGAGGCUGAGCUUUUCGGGGAAGCCAUCCAUCUUUUCCGCUUGAUGCAAAGGAAGGAUAUUGAGCAGAAUGUUGUCACAUACAACACUAUGAUUAAGAUUUAUGGUAAAUCUCUUGAGCAUGAAAAAGCUACGAAUCUCGUGCAAGAAAUGCAGAAGAGAGGGAUCGAACCGAAUGCCAUUACGUACUCGACAAUAAUAUCUAUAUGGGGUAAGGCGGGGAAAUUGGACAGGGCGGCAAUUCUGUUUCAAAAGUUGAGGAGCUCAGGGGUUGAGAUUGAUCAGGUUCUUUAUCAGACAAUGAUUGUGGCUUAUGAGAAAGCAGGCUUGGUUGCUCAUGCUAAGCGCUUACUUCACGAGCUCAAGCGUCCAGACAACAUUCCUAGGGAGACUGCAAUAACCAUUCUCGCAGGAGCUGGUCGCCUGGAAGAGGCUACGUGGGUUUUCCGUCAGGCUAGCGAUGCUGGGGAGAUAAAAGAUAUAUCUGUCUUUAGCUGCAUGAUAGAGCUUUUCUCAAAGAACAAGAAGUACGCAAAUCUCACUGAGGUUUUUGACAAGAUGAGAGGUGUCGGGUAUUUUCCCGAUUCCAAUGUGAUUGCAUUAGUCCUGAAUGCGUAUGGCAAGUUGCGAGAUUUCGAGAAGGCAGAUGCUGUAUAUAAAGAGAUGCAGGAAGAAGGGUGUGUUUUCUCGGAUGAAGUUCACUUUCAGAUGAUCAGUCUCUAUGGUGCGCGAAAGGAUUUCAAGAUGGUAGAGGAACUGUUUGAGAGAUUGGAGUCUGAUCCUAACAUUAACAAGGAGUUACAUCUUGUUGUUGCCGGCAUCUAUGAAAGAGCAAAUAAACUUAACGACGCAUCGCGAAUCAUGAACAGGAUGAAUGACAGAGGAAUUUUGAAAUCGCGAAUACCUUAAGAAGUUGAUAACUGGUUAUGUCCUAUACAUUUUUUCAAACUAUUGUACACCAACAUCCAUGCCCGCAUUGCAAAUAUGUACAAAACAAUGGUCAUGGAUGCCUUUUCUUUGUUAUAUGUCCAUUUUGCUGAACCA
Molecule: messenger RNA, 2294 nt
Organism: Morus notabilis
Lineage: Eukaryota; Viridiplantae; Streptophyta; Magnoliopsida; Rosales; Moraceae
Product: pentatricopeptide repeat-containing protein At5g39980, chloroplastic
Exons: 2
Coding region: 93-2159 (688 amino acids)
Molecular function (GO): protein binding
Source: RefSeq, a predicted model, not a curated record